AUUCGGUUUUCUUGUUAAAUACGGCUUAGGGUUUGAUGCCGGAUUCCGGUGCAUACUGUGGACGGUUUUCUUACUAAUAUGACAAAUUAACUAUAAAUACUCUUGACAUCCCGAUUUUACCAGUGCUUUUGCAACUUGCCAAUUGUUUUGUUUACCGUAUUAACUCCAUGGGUCUUGGUACCUAAUCAUCUUUUUGUUAACCCAUCGUCCAUCCCCCUUCUUACAUGAAAGAAUCUCAUAAGCCCAAACACAAACGGAUGUCGUCGCCAAAGACCGCUGCCAACCCGUCCUCCGUCUCCGCGUCAACCAAAGUUUCCCCGGAACACCCCCCACCUUCCACUUCCGGUUCCGGUACCUUGGACUCUCAGUUCAUCGACAACAUCACCAAUAUCAUCUUCACCCAAACCUCCAAUUCCUACUUCCCGCUCGAUAUCUCGCUAUCGUCGGUGUCGGAUGAGGUGGCUCAGGUGUUGAAGAAAUUUAAUUUACCCUGUCAAAAACAAUUGAGUAUCACCAACAAGUCCUUGAGCGAUAAACUUGUGCCCCGGUUGGUCAAACUCGACCCGUCCCUCAAGUUGGACUACUCCAAGUUCAUCUCCCACCCGGGCAACUUGUUUGUCAAAAACCUCUCUAAAACCAAGUUGAAUCACAGUAAAAUGUUCAAGUUCUUUAAUUCCCACAGCCUGUACCGGUCACUUGGUGAACUCAAUAUUUUCAACCAGACGUCCACCAACGACGACGACGUGUUUGCCAUCUUGCGGUUCGACAACUACCUCGACGUCGAGUUUUUGUUGACCAAGAAGUUUACUUCUAACCCGUUCCACGUUAACCCGAACUUCCAAUUGUACCUCAACAAGUACAUUUCGAAGAAACAACGUAAGCUCAUCCACGAAGAGUUUGACGAGUUCAACAACUACAACAGUCUUGUGCUCGAGAACUUGAGUGGGUUUUUUCCCCCAGGGUUUGAAUUUUCGCUUGUUAAUUUGCAGCUGUUUUUCGAUAAGUUCCGAAUUUUUGGCAACAUCCAGAUGAUCUACUUCCCCGUCAACUUGAUCAACGCCAACAGCGACUUUGUGCCGGCAGACUUUGGUUUCAUCAAUUUUGAGGUGUCAGAGAACUCCAACCUCAAUAUCCUUAAAUGUGUGUACUAUUUGAACCACCUCACGUACGAGGAGUUCAACGACUUUUCCGAGUCUACCAUCGCCCAACACGACUUGACGUCGGACUUUGAUGCCAACGGGGCUGGCACCACCAAUGGCAUCCAUAUCUCCAUUUCCCAGCACAAACACAACCAUUAUUUAUACCAAUUCUGCCCUACGCUUUUGAGCUUGGCUAACGGGGUUUUGUCUGUCAGCUACAUCGACAUGGCGUUCCACUCGGCCUUUCUCAACAACUUUGCUCGGUACUCCAACUACCAGGAAACCAAUAUCUACGUCAACAACUUUCCCACGUUAUUUGCAAAUAAUGAUGCUCAGUGGGAGCGGUUUUGGCAGCGGUUUGGGGCCAUUAAGCUGGCGAAAAUCAUCAAGCCCCAGUUCUAUGCCAAAGAAGACCAGAGCGUGGGGAAAAUUGGGUUUGUGUUUUUUGAGGACUUUAAGAUGGCUUUGAAAGCCAUCAUCAUCACCAACAACAAGUUGGUUAGUAUUGACAAUCUGAGUUACUUGAUCAAAACCAGUUUCGCGCUCCAGAAGCUCCACCGAGACCGGCGCAAGAAGUCGGGCGACAGCUUGGACCAGCAGCUAGAGGCCCCGGCCCCGUACUACUACGAGUAUCCUGAGCGGGAUGAAGACGAUAGGAGUUAUACUUAUCUGAUGCCGGGGCCCAUGGGGCAAUUUCACCAGCCGUUUCACCAGCCGUUCUUCUUUCCGGUGGCGCAACUGGUGCCGUUUUACCCGUACUAUAACUAUCCCAGCUACCAUGUAUAUAACAGUCAAUGAUCUUCCAAUGUAUAUAGUCAAUGAGCUCCGGAAGUCGUGCUAGUAUACAAAAAUAAACGUCUCGCACCAUGGC
This is a messenger RNA of Yamadazyma tenuis ATCC 10573, 2010 nucleotides long. NCBI's taxonomy places the organism in Eukaryota, Fungi, Ascomycota, Pichiomycetes, Serinales, Debaryomycetaceae. The record is from RefSeq and is a predicted model, not a curated record.